Molecule: messenger RNA, 777 nt
Organism: Ailuropoda melanoleuca (giant panda)
Lineage: Eukaryota; Metazoa; Chordata; Mammalia; Carnivora; Ursidae
Gene: OR10Q1
Product: olfactory receptor family 10 subfamily Q member 1
Biological process (GO): G protein-coupled receptor signaling pathway
Cellular component (GO): membrane
Molecular function (GO): olfactory receptor activity; G protein-coupled receptor activity
Source: RefSeq, a predicted model, not a curated record
AUGUACUUCUUCCUGUGCAACCUGUCCUUCCUAGAAAUCAGCUACACCUCUGUGGUAGUGCCUUUGAUGCUUUCCAACCCACUGCGCUACACCNGGAAGCCCAUUCCCCUGGCUGGCUGUGGGGCCCAAAUGUUCUUUUUUGUCUCCCUCGGCAGCGCUGACUGUUUUCUCUUGGCAGUCAUGGCAUACGAUCGCUACGUGGCCAUCUGCCACCCACUGCGCUACACCCUCAUCAUGACCCAGAAGCUGUGCGUCCAGAUGGUGGCGUGCGCCGUGGGCCUGGCCCUCCUCCUGUCCCUGCAGCUCACGUCCUUAAUCUUCACCCUGCCCUUCUGCGGGCACCGCCGGGAAAUCAACCACUUCCUGUGCGACGUGCCCCCGGUCCUGCGGCUGGCCUGCGCGGACAUCCGCGUGCACCAGGCCGUGCUCUACGUGGUGGGCAUCCUCGUGCUGACCGUCCCCUUCCUGCUGAUCUGUGUCUCCUAUGCGUUCAUCACCUGGGCCAUCGUGCGCAUGCGCUCCGCCGAGGGCCGCCGCCGGGCCUUUUCCACCUGCUCGUCGCACCUCACCGUGGUCCUGCUGCAGUACGGCUGCUGCAGCCUCGUCUACCUGCGUCCCCGCUCCAGCACCUCCGAGGACGAGGACCGCCAAAUCGCCCUGGUCUACACCUUCGUCACCCCCCUACUCAACCCGCUGAUUUACACCCUUAGGAACAAGGAUGUCAAAGAUGCCCUGAAGAACGCAGUCCUCGGUAAGGCAGCCUCUGGCGCCAAUUGA